GGAAGAAUGAAAAUAGCUACUAAAUUAAGAAUCUGACAGUUAGCUCCAUGAUAUUUGAACAGUGAAAAAGUUGUAUCAUCUCGUCUUACUGGAUCGAUCAAGCUACAGACGACUUUUCCCCCCAGCCGCGAUUUUUUCCCAAGCAUACCAUUUGAUAACAUGGCACACUUCAACUUUGAAAAAUUGAUAAGUGAGGUGACCAAACUUGAUGGACCUUUGCAGUACGGGCAAAAGAGUAGAUAUGAAAGAAAGGCUAUUGAGGCAUCCUUGAAAAUUCAGAAAGGAUCAGACUCCGGCACAGGACUGUCACCAAGGUCGAAAUCAAGUGACAAUUCAGGAAAAACACCAAAAGGACUGUCCCAGUCAAAAACGCCCGGGAAGUAUGGGAAGAUGCCAUUACAGAAAGGGAAGACUCCAGUGAAGACUCCCAGUAAACAGUCAGGCCCUGACAGAUUUAUUCCAAGCCGUUCAUCACAAGACAUUGAUGUCAGCCAUUAUGCCAUUAUGAAAGAGAUUGGAGAAAAUGAAGAAAAUGACCCAGACUGUUCUCCAUCAAAGGCUCCCUAUCAGAAUCAGCUUAAUAGUGUUCUGAACAAGGGGGACGAUCCACAGGAGAUAAAGAUCCUGUCCUUCAACAACAAAUGCCCAGCUGCCACAGGGCAUGACAACAGAAUGAAAGUAUUAUACUCGUAUAACAAAACAACACUCCCAAAGUCCUCAACACGCAACAUUCCACAACAGCCGGAUCGGAUUUUGGAUGCACCGGAACUUCUGGAUGAUUACUAUCUAAAUCUCCUAGACUGGUCCACAUCCAAUAUUUUAGCAGUGGCUUUAGGAACUGCAAUCUACCUCUGGAAUGCAACAACAUGUACCAUUCAACAACUGCUGAAUAUGCAGUCGGAGAAUGAUUAUGUAACAGGGUUGUCCUGGACCCCUGAGGGAGGCAUACUGGCAGUGGGGACCAACUCGGGAGCUGUACAGCUCUGGGAUACAGAAGCUGAGAAACUGCUGCGAGUGAUGACUGGACACGCGGCUCGUGUAGGAGCUUUAUCUUGGAACUCGCAUAUUGUCAGCAGUGGAUCUCGAUCUGGAGCCAUCCAUCAUCAUGAUGUUCGUGUUCCUGAUCACCAUGUUGGAUCUUUAGUCGGACACACCCAGGAAAUUUGUGGUUUAACUUGGUCACCUGACGGCCGUCGAUUGGCAAGUGGCGGCAAUGAUAAUGUGGUCAAUGUAUGGGACACCACAUUGGCACUGGAAGGUGUUGCACCUAUUCAAAUAUUUACUCACCAUCUUGCAGCUGUAAAGGCUUUAGCUUGGUGUCCAUGGAACCCAGUUAUACUAGCCUCAGGCGGAGGAACUGCAGACAGACACAUUCGACUGUGGAACAUUUCCAAUGGGGCAUGUGUUAAUGCCAUAGACACAAACUCACAGGUGUGUUCAAUACUCUGGUCCACUGACCAUAAAGAAAUGAUCUCAGGCCAUGGCUAUUCACAGAACCAGCUGACCAUUUGGAAAUACCCUCAGAUGAACAGAAUUGCAGAGCUAACAGGGCAUGAGGCCAGAGUACUGAGUUUAACCAUGUCUCCAUGUGGCACAACAGUGGCCAGUGCAGCUGCUGAUGAAACUAUCAGAUUAUGGAAAUGUUUUGUCAAUGAUAAAGAGAAGGUCAAGAAAACCACACAAAGCAAGUCUGUAAAGGAAACAUUUUCCUUGCCGUCCAGCAUACGUUAGAUUCCUGAACUCUGUAAAUUUGUGCUUGGUAAAAGGGAUGAGCUCAGAACCAUAGAGGCCACCGGUACUAAGUCUGAAACAGCUGUUUGCAAUGUCUUUCAGAUUCUUGUCAUUACUUGUACAAAGGUGCCAAUAUGAUAAUUGAACUUUCUGAAUGUAUCUAAUUUCUUACUGGUGGAGGAAAUUAAAUGACAAUAACCCUCUUUCAGGGUGGUUAAAAAUAAGAACAAUCUUGAGGAUUAUAAUUUAUAUCAUUGUUUAGUGUCCAGUUUUUUUAAAUGUAAAAUGUUCUGAAGUUUUAAAUGGUGUAUGUGUUGUCAGACCUCUCCUUUUAACUAUACAUGUAAUAUCUUUUCCUUUCCAUGAGAUGGUUUUUCUUUUCUUAUUAAGAAAAUAAUCGUUUUUUCUUGUAAGAUUUCUUGUCUUGUAUGAUCUCUUGUAUGCAUGUUAGAAUGGAGGAAAAUGUGCACAGUGUGGAUUAUCGGGUUCCCUGGUCAGAACGAUUAUUUUUUGUGUGUGAUCAGUAAUAAAUCAAUCGCAUCCAUGUUUUUGUAAAUUUUCAUGAAAUAAAAGAAUUAUACUAUUCA
Messenger RNA from Ostrea edulis (European flat oyster), 2318 nucleotides. RefSeq names its product cell division cycle protein 20 homolog. Gene Ontology annotation, molecular function: protein binding; ubiquitin ligase activator activity; anaphase-promoting complex binding. Lineage: Eukaryota; Metazoa; Mollusca; Bivalvia; Ostreida; Ostreidae. The record is from RefSeq and is a predicted model, not a curated record. Bases 160 to 1731 code for a protein of 523 amino acids. Gene Ontology annotation, biological process: anaphase-promoting complex-dependent catabolic process; positive regulation of anaphase-promoting complex-dependent catabolic process; positive regulation of ubiquitin protein ligase activity. The transcript has 12 exons. Gene Ontology annotation, cellular component: anaphase-promoting complex.